This is a messenger RNA of Chrysoperla carnea, 7746 nucleotides long. Its product is annotated as protein PF14_0175-like. The coding region runs from base 37 to 7731 and encodes 2564 amino acids. The transcript is spliced from 11 exons. The record is from RefSeq and is a predicted model, not a curated record. Lineage: Eukaryota; Metazoa; Arthropoda; Insecta; Neuroptera; Chrysopidae.
UGUGUGUAUAAAAAUAAUAUUUUUAAAGCCAAAUGGAUGAGUGAAAAUUCACCAACAAAAGUUGUAUGGACAUCACCAAGAAAAGUUUUUCAAGAUUUAUCACCUGCCCGAAAUAUUGUAAAUAACGAAAUCGUCUUUGACAAAGAGGAAUUAAAAAACAGUUCAGAAUUCCACACAGCAGAAAAUACACCCAUAAAACAAUGUACAAUCGAAAAUAUUGAAUAUGUGCAUCGGCGAAGUUUCAAUAAAAGCAGUUCAGAGUCACCCAAAUUAAAUGAGUCCAAAUCAGAUUGCUCUGUUUAUGAUUCACCAAAAUCUGUAAAAGCAGCAGACCAAAUGGAUCAUAUAAUUCGAUUAUUUAAAAAAUUUAAUGUUCAUUCCCCAGUGAACUCAAAAGAAGGAACAUCAAAUAAUGAGUCCACAACACAAAAUCGUUUAUUUGAACAAAUCGAUGAAAAUAGUACAGCAAACAGUAAUUUUUAUGAUGCUUUAGAUGUUCGAGAAUUAGAACAAACAUCGAAUCAAACAAUUCCCACAAACAAUCAUUUUAAAGAUUCAUUAGAAAAUUUAUCAAUUCACAUUGAUCCUGAAUCCAAUUUUGAUAGUUUAAAGAGUUCUAUAUCGAAAGAAAAUGAUACAGAAUUUUAUGAAAGUACUAGUUUAGAGACUGAUUCAUUAAAUAAAAAUACAUUACCUAGUUUUGAAGAAGUUUUUAAAAUUCCCGAAAAAAUUCAUCAAGUGCCUACCACUUUUCUUAAUAAGUACUCAGAUAUCGAAACUGUCAAUCCGUCUAAUAUUCGUGCCAGUAUUCAAUCUGUGGAUUCAACAUUUAGCCUUGACAGUUUAAAUAAUGAAAAUGAAGAAAAUUCAAAAAGAACAUCUCGAAAUUUUCAUGAACAAUUACCAGAAUUAAAUUUCGAUAAUGAUUUAGAUAAUUAUUUAACUCCUAUUAGUUCAACUGAACUUUCUCCGAAUCCAACCAAAUCAAAUUCGAAUCCGUCUAUUUUAUCAGAAUUAAUAAACGAUCAAGAUAUGGAAGAAUUUUUAAUUAAUGAAAGGAAAAUUGAGAAUAUUAUGCUACAAAAUCCAGAAAUAAAUUCUAAAUUUGUAUUAAAAGACAAGUCCCCUGAAAAUUUAGAGCAAAUUACUCAUAAAAUAACUAACAAAAGGCAAUCGUUAAGAGAAUCAAUUCAUGAAAAAUCAAUAAAUGAAACAUUUGAUUCGAAAACGAAUUUAAUUGAACAAAUUGAAUUUGAGAAUUUACAAUUUGAGGAUCGUUGGGAAAAUCAAAAAUCCUCGUCAAAUUCACCAUUUUCAAUAAUCAAAAGUACGAUACCAAAUGAAAAAGUGGAACAGUCAAAUGAAAAUGGCUUUGAGAAAGAUCUAGAAGUUUCUAAUGCCUCUAUUGAAACAGUUCAGAUAAAUAUUCCAAAUGUUUCAGAGAAAGAUAUUCCACAUUCUACUGAAAAUACAUUUGUAAGUUGCACAGAUUUUGCUGAAACUGUGGAUGUUAAAAAUGAAACAAUAAAAAAUGUUUCAAAAAAUAUUAAUUCUAUUGAAAAUUCAUUUGAAAGUUGUGUUGAAACUGUUGAAAAUAACAUAAUUGAAAAUGAAGGGAUUAAUAAUGAAACGUUUCAAAAUAUUGGACAAAUGAAAUCAACCGAAAACACAUUCGUAGAAGAUGUAAAUGUUUCUAAUUCUAGCCUAGAAUUAUCUACAAUUAUUGAUAAAAAAGACAGUAGCCCAAAUAAAAUGGAAUUUAAUCAAGAAAAAUCUACAGUUAAGAUUCAAAUCGAGAAUGAAUCGAUACCUCAAAGUGAAAUUCAAUCGAACCAACAGGAAAUAUUAAGUACUUCGAUUAAAGACGGUGUAGAUCCGAUCGAUAACAAAAUUAAAAAGGAAAAUCUUGAAAUGAUGGUUUCACCUGAAAAUGUUUGUAAUGAAAAUGUACCAAACAAGACCAUCGUAGAGGAAAAUUUGAGCUGUUCAUUUAAAGACAGUUUAGUACUAACCGAACAAAUCCGUCCAAUUUUAAAUACGGAUCAAGAUUGUAGCGACGGUAUUAAUAUAUCAAAUGAAUCAUUCAAGGAUAAUUCAGGCUUCUUAGUUGAUGGAGAGGUCAUAAAAAAUAAAAGUACUGAAAUAUUCGAAGAAACUACACCAGUGGACAAAACUGCUUCGAGAUUCGAGAAAGAAAAUAUUGAAAUAACAAAAUCGAUUGAAACUGUUUGUACCGAAGGUCUCAAUUACACUUCGAAUGAAAAUUUAAUUAUGAAUUUGAAUGCUGAAACAUCUAUGCCUUCAUUUUCCAAUAAAGCAGAAAAAACGAACGAAGAUACGGGAAAUGCAAAAUCAAUUGAGUUUAAUGAAAGCUUCAAUGAAACUCCAAACGAAAAUUUAAUCACAGCGGAUAAAACAAAUUUGGAUUUGAGUUAUGAAGAGUCCUUAGCUCCAAAAGAAUCUGAUAUUGAAUUAAAAGCAUCUGAAUCGGUCUAUAUUGAAGGUCUAGACAGUAAAUACAAUGGAAUAUCCGAAGAAAAUUUAACCACAGCUGUUAACAUAACUUUAGAUUUGAAUAUUGAAAGUCAAUUUUCCAAUGAAAAUAUCUCAAAAGAAAAUAUUGAAAUACCGAAAUCAAAUGACAUUCUUUAUAGCGAAAGUCUCAAUAAUACAUCUAAUGAAGUUUCCGAGGAAAAUUUAACUAUAACUGAUAAUAAAACUUUGAAUUUAAAUUCUGAAACAUCUGAAAAAUCAUUUACCAAUGAAAAAAGUAUUGAAAUUAUUAGUAAAGAAAAUGUCGAAGCUAUGAAACCAACUGAAAUUAUGGUUAUCGAAGAGUUUAAUAAUACAUCGAAUGAAAUGUCAGAAGAAAAUUUAACCAUAGCCGUUAACAAAACCACGGAGCUAAGUUUUGAAUCAUCUCUGGCUCAAUUUUCGAAUGAAACGGUCAUAAAAGAAGAUAUCGAAAUGAUGAACCCAACUGAAAUAGUUUGUAGUGAAAAUCCAAAUAAUAUAUCGAAUGAAAUAUCUGAAGAAAAUUUAACGAUGGAGAUUAACAAAACUAUGGAGCUAAGUUCUGCAACGUCUACAACUCCAUUUUCAAAUGAAACUACGACAAAAGAAGAUAUCGAAAUAAUUAAUCCAACUGAAAUUGAUCCAACUGAAAGUCCCAAUAAUGUAUCGAAUGAAAUGUUUGAAGAAAAUUUGACGAUGGAGAUUAACAAAACCUUGGAGCUAAGUUCUACAGCGUCUAUUACUCCAUUUUCAAAUGAAACUACAACAAAAGAAGAAGUCGAAAUAAUGAACCCAACUGGAAUAGUUUGUAGCGAAAAUCCCAAUAAUGUAUCGAAUGAAAUAUCUGAAGAAAAUUUGACGAUGGAGAUUAACAAAACCAUGGAGCUAAGUUCUUUAACAUAUACAACUCCAUUAUCAAAUGAAACUGUCACAAAAGAAGAUAUUGAAAUGAUGAACUCAACUGAAAUUGAUUCUAGAGAAAAUUCCAAUAAUAAAUCGAACGAAAUGUCUGAAGAAAAUUUAACGAUGGAAAUUAAUAAAACUUUGGAGUUGAAUUCUGAAGAAACCUUAGUAAUUCCAGUUGCCAAUGAACAAAUUAUGAAAGGCUGUGUUGUUGAAAUUAUGAAGCCAACGGAAAAUGUUUCUAACGAAGAUCUUAGUAAUGCAUCAAAUGAAAUGGCGGAAGAAAAUUUAACUACAGUUUUUAAUAAAACCAUGGAGCUAAGUUCUGAAACUUUUGUGACUCCAUGUAUCAAUGAAAACAUCACAAAAGAGAACGUUGGAAUUGUUUCUACCGAAGGUCUUAUUAAAACAUCAAAUGAAAUGGUCGAAGAAAUUUUAACUACAGCAAUUAAUAAAACUAUAGAGUUAAGUUCUGAAACGUCUGUAACUCCACUUACAAAUGAAAAGAUUCCAACAGAGAGUAUUGAAAUUCUUUCUAACGAGGGUCUCACUAAUACAUUAAAUGAAAUGGCGGAAGAAAAUGUAACUUCAGUAUUUAAUAAAAUUAUGGAGUUAAGUUCUGAAACGUCUGUGACACCAUUUACCAAUGAAAAGAUCACAAAAAAGAAUCUUGAAAUUGUUUCUAACGAAGGUCUUACUAAUACAUUAAAUGAAGUUUCGGAAGAAAAUUUAACUACAGUGUUUAAUAAAACUAUGGAGUUAAGUUCUGAAACGUCUGUAACUCCAUUUACCAAUAAAAAGAUCACAAAAGAGAGUGAAGAAAUUGUUCCUAUCGAAGGUCUAAUUAAAACAUCAAAUGAAAUGGUCGAAGAAAUUUUAAUUACAGCAAUUAAUAAAACUAUGGAGUUAAGUUCUGAAACGUCUGUGACUCCGUUUACCAAUGAAAAGAUCACAAAAGAAAGUGUUGAAAUUGUUUCUAACGAAGAUCUUACUAAAACAUCAAAUGAAAUGACCGAAGAAAUUUUAAAUACAGUAUUUAAUAAAACUAUGGAAUUAAGUUCUGAAACGUCUGUUACUCCAUGUACCAAUGAAAAGAUCACAAAAGAGAGUGAAGAAAUUGUUCCUAUCGAUGAUCUAACUACUACAUCAAAUGAAGUUGCGAAAGAAAAUCUAACUACCGUAUUAAAUAAAACUAUGGAGUUAAGUUCUGAAACUUCUGUGACUCCAUUUACCAAUGAACCAACCACAAAAGAAAAUGUUGAAAUUUUUUCUACUGAAUUUCUUACUAAAACAUCAAAUGAAGUUGCGGAAGAAAUUUUAACAACAAUAUUUAAUAAAACUAUGGAUUUAAGUUCUGAAACGUCUGCAAUUCCAUGUACCAAUGAAAAGAUCACAAAAGAGAGUGAAGAAAUUGAUCCUAUCGAAGGUCUUACUAAUACAUCAAAUGAAGUUGCGAAAGAAAAUCUAACUACAGUAUUAAAUAAAACCAUGGAAUUAAGUCCUGAAACUACUGUGACUCCAUUUACCAAUGAAAAGAUCACAAAAGAGAGCGUUGAAGUUGUUUCUACCGAAGGUGUUAUUAAAAAAUCAAAUGAAAUGAUCGAAGAAAUUUUAACUACAGCAAUUAAUAAAACUAUGGAAUUAAGUACUGAAACAUCUCCGACUCCGCUUACCAAUGAAAAGAUCACAAAAGAAAGUGUUGAAAUUGUUUGUAACGAAAAUCUUACUAAAACAUCAAAUGAAGUUGCGGAAGAAAAUUUAACUACCGUAUUUAAUAAAACUAUGGAGUUAAGUUCUGAAAUGAAAUCAAUCAAUGAAAAAAGUAUUCCAAAGAAUGUCGAAAUAAUGAAACCAACUGAAAUUGCUUCUAUCGAAGUCCUCGACAGAUUUUGUGAUGUAUCCGAAACAAAUUUAAGUACAACACCAAACAAAACUUUGGAUAUUAAUUCAAUGAAAAAUCAACUUCCUAUAAAUCUAAAAUCUGAAAUCCAGGAAAAUUUAGAAUUUACUAAAAAUGUAAAUAAUGAUGAGUUAAUUCAAUCAAGUAAGAUUCUCAUGGAAAAAUCGCUGAAAGAAAAAGAUGACAAAAUUGCUGAAUCUACCCCUCUUACCCCAAAAGUUGAACAUAAAUCUUUAAACGCUGAUAUGGCUGCCACAAAAUCUAAUGAAAAAUCAGAAAUAAAUAUUUUGAAUGAUAUUUCAAAAUCAGGAAUAAUUAUUGAACCAGAAUUGAAAAAAAUUGCUUUAAAAGUUUCUGAUUUUGAUAUUUCUAAGAGUUCAAUAUCUAUCGAAAAUACAAAAGACGGCAUUUUGGAAUCGAAAAUCUAUUCUCCUGCAUGGAAUACUGAAUUACCUAUAAGUAUUACUGAAAACAAGACUGAUAAUAUAAUCAAAUUUUCAAUGAAUUGGGAAGCUCCUACAAAGCCUAGUAAUCUACUUGAUGAUCAAAAAGCUCAUAGUGAUAAUUUAAGAGUUGUAAACGAGGAUGGCUUAAAUGUUUCGUCAUGCUCUUCGGAAUUAAGUAAAACAUUAGUUGACGAUGAAACAUGUAAAACAGCAAGUAAUCCGAACACUGUACAAGGUAAAGUCGAAACAAAUAAACUAAUCGACCUAGAAUCGCUUAAACAAAACACCAACCAAAAUCAAAUCGAUAAACUAAGAACAGCUGCAGAUAAUAUUGACAGCCCUCAAAACUUUUAUUCAGGGCAUACAUCAUUAAAGACCACAAAUGUAAAUCCAUCACAAGAUUCACCGAGUUACUGUUUCGAUGUAUUUGAAAGUUCUGUAACGAAAUUAAAUUUAGCGGAAGUACACGGAAAUUCAGUGAAAAAAAAUAAAAAAACAGAAAUGAAAAUUCGUACGGAGGAUAUAAAUGUUGAUACAUGCUUAAAUAUUCUUGCACCGAUUAAAACAAAUGAAGAUAAUUUUAAUAAUAUUGAUGAUUUAUCGAUAAUAAAUAAAAAAUCGAUAAUUGAGCCAAUUUUACAUGAAGAUAGUACAAAUAAUAAAUUAUCGAUUGAAAGUAUACCGAUUGAACAAAUUGUUACAAACUUACAAAGUAAUGGAAAUAAUUCAAGAAAUGUUGUUGACAUUCAAACAAAACAACAUGGAUCAAAUAUCGAUGAAUUAUUAUCAAUUCGUAAUCAAUUGGAAUCCGAUCAAACUAAUGUUCAACAAUCACUGACUAAUACACCACCACCACCAACAGCUAGUUGUAGUAACACAUCUUCUGAAGAAGUAUUCGUUUCACCACGAGGAUUUUCAUGGGGAGCACUUUUUGGAAAAUCAUCGAAUGAAGGAACAUUUCGUGAACCUCGACCGUCUACUAUCAAAUUAUUCGAUCCCUUAUUAAAUAACAGUCCCAGUCCUACUUCAAAAAUGAACAUUAAUCCUAACAAUGAUUCUUCACAACUUACAAAUACAAAUAAUAGCCAAACUACGAACAUAGAAGCAAUUUUAAAUGAAAAUAUAACGGAGCCAUCUACAUGUAAUGUUGAAACUCAACAAGCUCAAAUUCAGGAACAACAUUCUCCAAAUGUUGAAGAUAAUUUUGAAAAAAUUAAUAUAGAAAAAUCCACACUUAUAGAACCAAUCUUCUCUUCUUCACCUAAAACGAAUCAAUCAACUUCAUUGAUAAAAAUUGAAUCAGAUGAAAAACGAAAAGAAUUACUUGAAUUAAAACGGCAUCUUCAAUUGCAAAAUAAAUUGGCAGAGACCAAUCAAUAUCAACAUUUGGCAAAAUUAACGAAACAAACACAAGAAAUAGUUUUACUGAUUAAGUAUCGUUAUGGCCACGCCAAUGACCAACUCAAAAAUAUUAUUCAUGAAACAGAAGAAAGAACUCACAAAAAACAGAAAGAUUUAAAUAAAUUGGAAUUCCAACUACAAAGUGAACUUGAUAAGAAUAAGCAUCUUAAAGAGGAAACAAUCAUUGCACGAAAUCAUUUAACCAAGUGCGAAGAUGCAUUAAACGACGUCUACGAAAAGUAUCAAGCAAUGCGGGAAAGAAUUAUUAGAUAUGAACAAAGUGAAAAAGAAAUGUUGAAAAUGAUUGAUGAUCAAGUAAUCAAAGGUGAUGAAUUAAAUGUUAAUUAUUUGGCGCUUAAGAAACAAGGAAUAGAAGAUUUGACCAAGUUAAAUGGUAUUUAUCUUAAAGCUAAACAUGAUCAUGAAACAGAAUUUUUGGCUUUACAAGGACGAAUACGUCGUCAACAAUUGUUGAGUGAAUCACUUGAAAGUGAACUUAAAAGAAAAACUGAAGAGUGUCAACGUUUAAGUGAAAUGUGUGAUGAAAUUUUAAUAAAAAAGAAAUAAUUUAUUUUAUUAAUU